AUGGCAGUUAUUGGGCACGCUUCAGCUGAAGUGGAACUCAUUUCUGAAAUGGAUGUAAUAGGCUGUGUCCGAUGUACAAAUUGGAUAUCCACGUCUCCUUUUGACCCCUACCGCCGACCCCGUUCUGACGGCUGCAUCUGCAUCUCCCUCCCCUCAUUUGGCCCCAGCGGGGCUCUCAGUCCUCAAGACAGGCGAUGGCUACAUACUAUCUACCAGUCUGUGGAACUGCCUGAGACACACCAGAUGUUGCGUCAGACAUGCCGGGACUUUGCCGAGAAAGAACUGCUUCCCAUUGCGGCCCAGGUGGACCGGGAGCAUCUCUUCCCAGCGGCUCAGGUAAAGAAGAUGGGCGAGCUUGGGCUUCUGGCCAUGGACGUGCCCGAGGAGCUGAGCGGUGCCGGCCUCGACUACCUGGCCUAUGCCCUCGCCGUGGAGGAGGUCAGCCGGGGCUGUGCCUCCACCGGCGUCAUCAUGAGUGUCAACAACUCUCUCUACUUGGGGCCCAUCCUGAAGUUUGGCUCCAAGGAGCAGAAGCAGCAGUGGAUCACUCCGUUCACCAGUGGCGACAAAAUUGGCUGCUUUGCCCUCAGUGAGCCAGGGAACGGCAGCGAUGCGGGAGCUGCUUCUACCACUGCCCGGGCCGAGGGUGACUCAUGGGUCCUGAAUGGCACCAAAGCCUGGAUCACCAAUUCCUGGGAGGCCUCAGCUGCCGUGGUCUUUGCCAGCACGGACAGAGCCCUGCAGAACAAGGGCAUCAGCGCCUUCCUGGUCCCCAUGCCGACGCCUGGGCUCACGUUAGGGAAGAAGGAAGACAAGCUGGGCAUUCGGGCUUCGUCCACGGCCAACCUCAUCUUUGAAGACUGCCGCAUCCCCAGGGACAGCAUGCUGGGGGAGCUGGGGAUGGGCUUCAAGAUAGCCAUGCAAACCCUGGACAUGGGCCGCAUUGGCAUCGCCGCCCAGGCCUUGGGCAUCGCCCAGGCUGCCCUCGACUGUGCUGUGAACUACGCUGAGAAUCGCAUGGCUUUUGGGGCGCCUCUCACCAAGCUCCAGGGCAUCCAGUUCAAGCUGGCAGACAUGGCCCUGGCCCUGGAGAGUGCCCGACUGCUGACCUGGCGUGCUGCCAUGUUGAAGGACAACAAGAAGCCUUUCAUCAAGGAGGCAGCCAUGGCUAAGCUGGCUGCAUCAGAGGCUGCGACUGCCAUCAGCCACCAGGCCAUCCAGAUCCUGGGCGGCAUGGGCUAUGUGACAGAGAUGCCAGCUGAGCGGCACUACCGCGAUGCUCGCAUCACCGAGAUCUACGAAGGCACCAGUGAGAUCCAGAGGCUGGUGAUCGCCGCACACCUGCUCAGGAGCUACCGGAGCUGAGCCCCCUGCAGGGCUGACCAGCACCCGCCUCAGCCUAGGGGCCGCGCUGACCCAGGGACUGUGGAAAGUGGCAGGAGAAUGUGGCCUUCACCUUGACUCCUAUCAGGGGCUGGCUAGGUGGGUGGGCAGGGCCUGCGCCUCCUCAUACCAGGCCCCUCCUGGCCCUCAUCCCCUGGACUGCCUAGAGGGGCUCCCUGCCACCUCUCACUGCUGCCUCCCUGGAUCAGACUUGUGGGAGUAAGCCUCAGGGAGAGAGGAAAGGCGAGCGGACGGACCAUCUUCAGCUCAGUCUCUUGGCUUUGCUUUCCCUUCAUGACUGUGCCUUAUUUUCUUCAUCUGAGUGGCUACAGCCUCCUGCAGGCGGGCCGGGGGACUAAGUGACACUCUGGAGCACCCCACUUCUGCUCUUGUGGGCCCUGGUGCUUGGCAUGAAGACCCAGGUGGGCAUGCCCUUGGCGGAAUCGGCUCUGUUCUCUGGGGUCGGAGGUCAGGCCUAGGGGGAGGAGGGAGUGGGACCAGAAUGACCAGGCCUCCAAGUGGCGGAAACAGUGUGGUCAGGCCCAGGCUCCCAGUCUUGGGCAGGCUGUGAGGAACAGCUGAGCCCUGUUAGCGUCUUUGUCAAGUGUAACGAGUGCAGGUGGGUGCUGUGCUUCCUGCUGUGGGGGAAUGGGCAUGGGCACUGUUGAGCAUGGGCACUGACUGUGGUCAAUAAAGCACGCCUGCCCCCGAC
This is a messenger RNA of Carlito syrichta (Philippine tarsier), 2095 nucleotides long. RefSeq names its product acyl-CoA dehydrogenase, C-2 to C-3 short chain (gene ACADS). The transcript has 11 exons. Gene Ontology annotation, molecular function: flavin adenine dinucleotide binding. Bases 1 to 1365 code for a protein of 454 amino acids. The record is from RefSeq and is a predicted model, not a curated record. Gene Ontology annotation, cellular component: mitochondrion. Lineage: Eukaryota; Metazoa; Chordata; Mammalia; Primates; Tarsiidae. Gene Ontology annotation, biological process: fatty acid beta-oxidation using acyl-CoA dehydrogenase; butyrate catabolic process.